Astyanax mexicanus (Mexican tetra) is the source of this 4053-nucleotide messenger RNA. RefSeq names its product cell division cycle 27 (gene cdc27). Bases 157 to 2661 code for a protein of 834 amino acids. Gene Ontology annotation, biological process: cell division. NCBI's taxonomy places the organism in Eukaryota, Metazoa, Chordata, Actinopteri, Characiformes, Acestrorhamphidae. Gene Ontology annotation, molecular function: protein binding. The transcript is spliced from 19 exons. The record is from RefSeq and is a predicted model, not a curated record.
GGCGAGUUUGAAUCGGCGGUGUUCGGUGGCCGAUAACGGUCAGUGCUGUUCAAAUCUGACGCUGUUAGCAUUUAGCUUCUCCCCGGCUAACAUACAGAGACCGGAGCGGAGAGGGAGCGCGGAGGGGCAGUCCAGGAGGCCGGCCAAAGCGACGGAAUGACGGUGUUGCAGGAACCUGUACAGGCUGCUGUCUGGCACGCUUUAAACCACUAUGCCUACAGAGAUGCUGUAUUUCUGGCAGAGAGGCUCUAUGCUGAAGUGCAUUCGGAAGACGCACUCUUCCUCCUGGCCACGUGUUAUUAUAGAUCGGGAAAGGCCUACAAGGCAUACCAUCUCCUCAAAGGGCACAGCUGCACGACACCACAAUGCAAAUACCUCCUUGCCAAAUGUUGUGUGGAGCUCAGCAAGCUGGCAGAGGGUGAGCAGAUUCUCACAGGAGGAGUCUUGAACAAACAGAAGAGCCAGGAUGACAUUGUAACAGAGUUUGGCGACUCCUCCUGUUUCACAUUGGCACUGCUUGGGCAAAUCUACUGCAAAACAGAUCGCUUAGGAAAAGGAGCUGAGUGUUAUCAGAAGAGUCUGAGUGAGAACCCUUUUCUCUGGUCUCCCUUUGAGUCCCUCUGUCAGAUUGGUGAGCGACCAGAUCCAGAGCAGAUUUUCAAGCUGACCUCCCUGCAGAGCUUCAUUGGGGGCAGUGGCGGGGGUGCUCCCAUUUUUCCUAUCAGCCCUGCCCACACGCCCAGCCACAAUGUGCUCCAUCGGCAGGUGGACUCUGUCUUAAUGGAAACACCGCAGGACACGCUGGAACUAAACCGGCUAAAUCUGGAGUCAUCCAACUCUAAAUACUCGUCUAUAAACACAGACUCCUCUAUGUCUUAUAUCGACUCCUCUGUCAUCUCACCGGAUUCUGCUCCGCUUGGCACCAGUGGUUCUCUGCUCUCCAAGCAAGUGCCGAGUAAGCCAAAGAGUGGCCGCUGUCUGCUUGGAGGCACAGCCACACUGAGCCCGCUCACACCCAGUUUCGGAAUCUUACCCUUGGAGCCUAGCCCAGGAGACCCCUCCUAUCUGCAGAACUAUAGUCAUAGUGGGACGGGCAUGGAGCCGCCUCCUCCACCAGGCCCACCAAAAAAGACUGUCAGUAGAAUCAGCCAGGUGGGAACUAAGUCAGUGUUUUCUCAAAGCGGGAACAGCAGAGAGGUGAUUCCAAACCCCUUUAACCAGACCCAGACCACUGCUCCACAGACCAGUACUACACCUCAAGUGCUGAGUCCCACCAUCGCUGCUCCACCCAAUGUGCAGCCUCGACGUAGCUCCAGACUCUUCACCAGUGCCAGCUCCACUGCCAAGGAGAACAGCAAGAAGCUAAAAAUGAAGUUUCCCACCAAGAUCCCCAACAGAAAAACCAAGACAAAAACAGGCAAGGGGGGAAUCACCCCGACCAGUCUGAAUGAGAGCAUUGAGAUCUUGAAGUUGGACUCAUCCUUGUCUGAGGGGAAGGGUAACCUCAGUUCACCUCAGUUCCAAGCUUUCACUUUGCAGAAGGCUGCAGCAGAUGGGCUGAUGUCACUAAUGCGAGACAUCGGACGAGGCUAUCUGGCCUUGUGUUCCUAUAACUGCAGAGAGGCCAUUUGCAUCCUCAGUCAGCUACCUGCACACCACUACAACACCGGCUGGGUGUUAGGUCAGAUAGGCCGUGCACACUUUGAAUUGGCAGAAUACAUGCAGGCUGAGAGGAUUUUUUCUGAAGUACGUCGCAUCGAGAGCUAUCGAGUAGAGGGAAUGGAGAUCUACUCUACUACACUAUGGCAUCUACAGAAAGAUGUGGCACUUUCUGCUCUCUCAAAAGACCUCACUGACAUGGACAAAAACUCUCCAGAACCAUGGUGUGUAGCUGGUAACUGUUUCAGUCUGCAGCGGGAGCAUGACAUUGCCAUUAAAUUCUUCACACGGGCUAUACAAGUAGAUCCCAGUUUUGCCUAUGCCUACACGCUGCUGGGUCAUGAGCUGGUGCUAACCGAGGAGCUGGAGAAAGCACUGGGCUGUUUUCGUAAUGCCAUCCGCAUCAACAAGCGCCACUACAAUGCCUGGUACGGCUUAGGAAUGAUAUACUACAAGCAGGAGAAGUUUAACCUGGCAGAGAUUCAUUUUAAGAAGGCUUUGAGUAUUAACCCCCAGAGCUCUGUUCUUCUCUGCCACAUUGGUGUGGUCCAACAUGCAUUGAAAAAAUCAGACCAUGCUCUAGAAACCUUAAACAGAGCAAUCAGCAUUGAUCCUAAGAACCCACUAUGCAAAUUCCACAGGGCCUCUAUUCUCUUUGCAAAUGAGAAGUAUAAGGCAGCUCUACAGGAGCUUGAAGAACUGAAACAGAUCGUGCCCAAAGAGUCUCUUGUUUACUUUUUAAUAGGAAAGGUCUAUAAGAAGCUCGGUCAGACUCACCUGGCGCUGAUGAACUUCUCCUGGGCAAUGGACUUAGACCCUAAAGGGGCCAACAAUCAGAUCAAAGAGGCCAUAGACAAGCGUUACCUCCCUGAUGACGAAGAGCCUGUCACCCCUGAUGACUAUCCUUACUACUCAACGGAGGUGGAGGAAUCUCAGGAGAGCAGUAUGACUGACGCGGACGACACGCAACUUCACACCACAGAAAGUGACGAGGUUUUGUAACCCUCCGUUUCUGUGGCCUCCUGUCUUGACUCAACAACAGAUUAUGCCAGCCUGGAGCUACCUUAAGACUCCAACUAAAGAUAAAAAAAACAACAAAAAAAAAAACAGGAGGAAGGAGAAGAAUAAAACUGCUGCUAAUACAGUACCUCCUCAUUUCUGUAUUUUUUUUUUUUAAUAUCAACUUUUCUUGUUUUACCAUGUCAAACCAUCCUCUUCCCUCCUUUUUUUUUUUUUUUUGCGUUUUAUUUCUGGUUUGAUCUUUUUUCAAAAUGCUCUGGGUCCUGUCAUUAUGCCUUAUUACUGGAUCCUCCAGGUCCCCCAUAUCAGAAUUGGGUCUUUAUCAAAAUUCCUGGAAAACAUUCGCUUCAUUUAUGAUGGAAACCUAAGACUUGUCUAUUGGGGUAAAAGGGGAAAAAAGCAAGCCACAAAAAAAACAUUUCGGGGAUGUUUCUGUCUUAAUGCCUUGGCCUUUUGUUUCUUUUAAAUUUUCAUUUACUAUAAAUAAAGACCUGUGUAAGAGUUGUAAGUCCGUUGAUUCCUCUCCCCUUUUUCAACACAGAGCAGAUGAGCAGGGAGACGAGUAGCACUUUCAUCCCUUGGCAGCAGCGAGGGGCCAUGUUAAACAUGAAUCAGACUGGGCACCUUGUUCUCUUGCCAGGUUUUCCCUUACUUUUAACUUCCUAAAGAAAACCAAGCAACUGUAUUGAGUUUGUUAAAGAAGAACAAAGUAUUUAACUGUGUGUAUAUUGCGUGAAUGAGAGCGAGUGUAGGUGUGUGUCCUGGAGGUUGAAAUUAAUUUUUUCUCCCCCCCCCACACCUUUGUUUUGUCUUAAAUGUCUCAGGCUAUGUUAAAAUAACGAAGGUAUGUUGAUGUUUCUUCUGCAGUUGACACUUGAGCUAUGUGGAUACCAUCAGAAUUUGGUUAGACAUGAAUGUUUCUUUCAAAUAAAUGACGUAAUACAUAUCUGACAAGGAGGAUGGGGUUCGACUGAAGUUGCCUGUCUUGUUGCUUUAGAAGGCCUGUUUUUUUUUUUUUUUAUCCCGAUACUCUGUGUUCUAAAUCUUUGUUUUUAGAUUAAGGGCGAACCUUAAGCUCCCAUUAAAAAAAAUCUUGUUUUAGGCUGUCUAAGAUCUUUAUUCUGGUAGAGUUGGUUGUUACUGUUGAAGUCACUUUAAAAGUUCCUUGGUGCAGUGACGGGCUCUAAGGCACUGGACAACAAGAAAACGAAUUUCUUAAGUCGUGGUGCUUUUGAUGACUGCAGUUUUUUGCAUAAGGUAUCUUAGAUAUAAUUUUCAUUUGAUGAGAUCUGUGUGCAGAUUUUUGUCAUAGGGAAAAUGCUUGUUAAUGUCUAUUUUAAGAAUUUAAAAAUGAAUAAACUACUUUAAAUUUUA